GGGUCCCUGUGGAGAAAAGUGUCAUGUCCCAGUGCCACAGGCUGGCGUCACUUACCUGGAGGGGCUGAGACCCUGAGAUGUCCAAAGGGGGUUUUGUCCCUCAGACCCGUACAGCCUGCAUCUCAGCCAACCUGUGUGCCCUCCCGAGAACAGGCCAGUAUGCCCAAGAUAACUCUGAAUGGUGUCACGGUGGACUUCCCUUUCCAGCCUUACCAAUGCCAAGAGGAGUACAUGACCAAGGUUCUGGAGUGUCUGCAGAAGAAAGUGAAUGGCAUUCUGGAGAGCCCCACAGGUACAGGGAAGACCCUGUGCCUGCUGUGCGCCACGCUGGCCUGGCGGGAGCACCUCCGCGACGCCAUCUCUGCCCACAAGAUCGCUGAGAGGGUGCCAGGGGAGCUCUUCCUCCAUCGCCCCUUAUCGUCCUGGGGGAAUGCUGCUUCAGAUGGAGAUGCCACAGCCUCCUACACGGACAUCCCAAAGGUCAUUUAUGCCUCCAGGACCCACUCGCAGCUCACGCAGGCCAUCGGCGAGCUUCGGAACACCUCCUACCGGCCCAAGGUGUGCGUGCUGGGCUCCCGGGAGCAGCUGUGCAUCCACCCCGAGGUGAAGAAGCAGGAGAGUAACCACGUGCAGAUCCACCUGUGCCGCAAGAAGGUGGCAAGCCACUCCUGUCAUUUCUACAACAAUGUCGAAGAGAAGAGCCUGGAGCAGGAGCUGGCCACCCCGAUCCUGGACAUCGAGGAUCUGGUCAAGAGUGGGAACAAGCACAAGCUGUGCCCGUACUACCUUUCCCGGAACCUGAAGCAGCAGGCUGACAUCAUCUUCAUGCCAUACAACUACCUGCUGGACGCCAAGAGUCGCCGGGCACACAGCAUCGACCUGAAGGGGACGGUCGUGAUCUUUGACGAAGCUCACAACCUGGAAAAGAUGUGCGAGGAGUCGGCAUCCUUUGACUUGACCCCCCACGAUGUGGCUUCCGGACUGGACGCCGUGGAUCAGGUCCUGGAGGAGCAGACCAAGGCAGCCCAGCAGAGCGAACCCUCCCUGGCAUUUGGCGCCGACUCCAGCUCAGGGCUGAACAUGGAACUAGAAGACAUCGCGAAGCUGAAGAUGAUCCUGCUUCGCCUGGAGGAGGCCAUUGAUGCUGUCGAGCUGCCCAGAGACGACAAAGGUGUCACCAAGCCGGGGAGCUUCAUCUUCAAGCUGUUUGCCGAGGCCCAGAUCACGUUUCAGACCAAGAGCUGCAUCCUGGACUCCCUGGAGCAGGUCAUCCAGCACCUAGCAGGACGUGCAGGGCUGCUCACCAGCACGGUGGGGCUGCAGAAGCUCUCGGACAUCAUCCAGAUCGUGUUCAGUGUGGACCCUGCCGAGGGUGACCCUGGUUCCAUGGUGGGACCUGGGGUCUCUCAGUCCUACAAGGUGCACAUUCAUCCCGACAGCAGUCACCCGAGGACAGCUCGGCGGUCAGAUGCCUGGAGCAGCAAAGCAGCCGGAAGGCAAGGGAAGGUGCUCAGCUACUGGUGCUUCAGCCCUGGGCACAGCAUGCGCGAACUGGCCCGCCAGGGCGUCCGCUCCCUCAUCCUCACCAGCGGGACGCUGGCCCCCGUGUCCUCCCUUGCCCUGGAGAUGCAGAUCCCUUUCCCAGUGUGCCUGGAAAACCCACACGUCAUCGACAAGCACCAGAUCUGGGUGGGGAUCGUCCCCAAAGGCCCUGACCAAGUCCACCUGAGCUCUGCCUAUGACAAACGGUUCUCUGAUGACUGCUUGUCCUCCUUGGGGAAGGCGCUAGGCAACAUCGCCCGCGUCGUCCCCCACGGGCUUCUGGUCUUCUUCCCCUCGUACCCCGUCAUGGAGAAAAGCCUGGAAUUCUGGCGGGCCCGCGACUUUGCCAGGAAGCUGGAGGCCCUGAAACCUCUGUUUGUGGAACCCAGGAGCAAGGCCGGCUUCUCAGAGGUGAUGGGUGCUUACUACGCGAGCGUCGCCUCCCCUGCAUCCCGUGGGGCGGCCUUCCUGGCUGUGUGUCGGGGGAAGGCCAGUGAGGGGCUGGACUUCGCAGACACGAACGGCCGAGGGGUAGUCGUCACGGGCCUCCCGUACCCCCCACGCAAGGACCCCCGGGUGGUCCUCAAGAUGCAGUUCUUGGAUGAGAUGAAGGGGCAGAGCAGCGCUGGGGGCCAGUUCCUCUCUGGGCAAGACUGGUACCGGCAGCAGGCGUCCAGGGCUGUGAACCAGGCCAUCGGGCGGGUCAUCCGGCAUCGCCAUGACUACGGGGCCAUCUUUCUCUGUGACCACAGGUUCGCCUUUGCGAAUGCCAGAGCCCACCUGCCUUCCUGGGUGCGCCCCCACGUCAAGGUGUACGACCACUUCGGCCACAUCAUCCGAGACGUGGCCCAGUUCUUCCGUGUCGCCCAGAAAACAAUGCCAGUGCCGGCCCCGCUGGCGGCUGCCCCGAGCCUGGGCCAGGGAGAAGCUGCUGCCGUGCCGCCCGGCCCCUUCUCCAUCAGGAAAGCCAAGAGUCUGGAUGUGCACGUCCCCAGCCUGAGGCGGACACCCACAGGGCCGCCAGCCACCCAGGACACCGAGGACGUCGAGGGCAGCCUGUGUGGGGGGUAUGAGCAGGAACCCGCCCGUGCCCAGCGGAGGCCCGUGGGGCUGCUGGCCGCCCUGGAGCACAGCGAGCAGCUGGCCGGGGGGCCUGAGGAUGAGGCCCCGCCCAGGAAGGAAGAGGCACAGCGCGGCUCCACCUCAUCCCUCCCGGGUGAGAAGAGGUCUGGGGACGAGCAGAGAGGAGGGCGGAGGAAGAUCAGACUGGUCAGCAGCCAGGAGGAGCCAGCGGCCGGAACCCAGGCCGGCAGGGCCAAGCUGUUCAUGGUGGCCGUGAAGCAGGCCCUGAGCCAGGCCAGCUUCACCGUCUUCACCCAGACGCUGCAGGACUACAAGGGCUCCGACGACUUCCAGGCCCUGGCGGACCGCCUCGGCCCCCUUUUUGCCGAGGACCCCAAGAAGCACAAGCUGCUCCAAGGCUUCCACCAGUUCGUGAGGCCUCACCACAAGGAGCGGUUUGAGCAGCUCUGCCUGCAGCUGACGGGCCAGGGCUGCGGUCACCUGCCCAAGCACAGCCUUCCCUGUGGGCAGUGGGCACAACCGGCCUUAGACCCCGGUGGAAGGAGGCCGCCUGACUCCAAGCUGACCCUGUCCCAGGGCGCGGCAAGGCAGCUGGACCCUGGAGAACAUCUGAACCGUGGAGGGCCCCACCUGGCCUCCAGGCCACCACCCCAAGGAGACCCUGGCAGCUGUUCACGGAAGGGGUCUGGAGCUGCUAGAGCAGAGGAGCGGGGCCAGCCUGCCCUGAGUGCCUACCUAGCGGAUGCCCGCCGGGCCCUGGGCUCUGCAGGCUGCAGCCAGCUCCUGGCAGCGCUGACCACCUACAAACAGGACGAUGACUUCGAGAAGGUGGUGGCUGUAGUGGCAGCGCUUACUACGUCGAGACCAGAGGACUUGCCCCUUCUGCAGAGGUUCAGCAUGUUCGUGCGCCCACACCACAAGCAGCGCUUCCGGCAGACGUGUGUAGACCUGACCGGCCAGCCUGCCCCAGGCGCGAGUGACGAGCCGCUGGGACCCCAGGAGGGGAGCCCCAUCGUGCCUCCCGACCUCAUCCCCGGAGCUCCCAGGCCAGGUAGAGACCCGCCCUGCCAUCCCUGGAGCCCCACUCAGCCCUCAGGGGUACCAGCAGAGGUGUGCCAGGUGCCCCUCGGCACACUGUUGUCUCCAGUCCCCUCGGAGCGAGAGAGGCCAGGGAUGACUCAGAGCACAAUCUCCUCCGUCCUGACACAGCGGCCCCCCAGUGUCCCCCUGGGACACACACAGUCGCAGUGUGGGCAGAGGAAGCGGUUCCCUUCCAGUGUCCCUCCUGUGACUUUCACUGCUGCCGGGCCUGCUGGCAACAGCACCUCCAGGCCUCUAGGAGGACGUGCCCUGCCUGCUCUGCCGCUGCCAGGAAGCAGAGCAUCACUCAGGUCUUCUGGCCAGAGCCUCAGUGAACGUGGGGACCCUCAGAGCACUGCAGGGUCUGUGAAGGCCGAGGCCGCCCCCUCCCAGACCCAGACUGGACACCUGCCUGUCAGCUGGGGCAGGCCAGCCCCAGCCCCAGCCCCAGCCGCCCCUUGGCCGAGAGCCCACCCAUCAGGGAGCCGGGGUCUGGGCGCGCCUGCGAGGGGCUGAAGGAGCUGCUUCCCACCUGCCCAGUCUGCUGGCCUGUGGGUCAGCUUCAGGGACUUCAAAGCUGAGCCCAUGACCUGGAAGGACAGACAUUCUUGGGCCCUGGACCUGUCUGUCAGGUGACAGCGUUCUAAUAAAGCUGCUGGCAUUACUGGG
Molecule: messenger RNA, 4374 nt
Organism: Hipposideros armiger (great roundleaf bat)
Lineage: Eukaryota; Metazoa; Chordata; Mammalia; Chiroptera; Hipposideridae
Gene: RTEL1
Product: regulator of telomere elongation helicase 1
Biological process (GO): telomeric loop disassembly; DNA replication; DNA recombination
Cellular component (GO): nucleus
Molecular function (GO): DNA polymerase binding; DNA binding; ATP binding
Source: RefSeq, a predicted model, not a curated record